GGAAUAAAAAGGAAAUAAUAAAAACUUCGCCAGAACCUACAUUUAAUAAAGAACAACAUAUGGGUCAGCUCACUGAGGAAUUGUUAUGUAAAAUUUGUCAUGAGCAAUUUUCUCUGAAGGAUGAUUUACAAACACACUACCAUAAAGUGCAUAAUAAACCCUACCCGUGCUAUAUUUGUAUUAAGACGUACUCAAAUAUGAAAAGUUUGAAGAUUCAAUCCAAUGGAAGUAAAACAGGAACCAAGCGAUUUUUCGGAAGAAUACAUGAUCCAACAAGAAAGUAUUGAAUUCUCUCAUAUUGAAUUUCCUGAUACAGUUAAACAUGAGAUAUCGGAAGAUUUACUGAAUGCAGAUUUAGCUAAUACAGAUACAAAUAAUUAUUUUGCUGAUAGCAACACUUUGGAGAAAGUACGCACGGAUGUUGGUGUUGACGACAUCAAAUUAGAGGAGGAGGAGGAUAAGGCUGAAAAAGUAACUGUUCAAAAUGGUAUUGUACAAAAAGAUGAAAUUCAGGAAGAAUUUAACAAAUAUGAGCAAAUCCAUAUAGAGAAUCAACUUUUUCUUGAAGACUUUAGUAAAGAACCAAGAGGAGCAUAUUAUUCAGAUAACUUGAAGAAAAGAAAGGGGCCCCCAAAAAAGUACGAAAACGAAGAGGAAAGAAAAGCAGCUAGACUUCUUGCGGCAAAAGAAGGGGCUAGACGACGUCGGGCGAACCAAUCUGAUGAGGAUCGAGCAAAGAUGGCUGCAUAUAAACGUGAACGUCGAGCAAUCAUCAAGCAAAAUGAAGCACAAGAUCAAGCAAUGCGUCAACGGGAACUAGAAUAUCGCCGAAAGCAACGUGCUCAAGCUACUACAGAACAAAUCUUGGCAAGACGUAUACGGGACGCUGAAGCCCGGCGUCUUCGGCGUGCAAAUGAAACUGAGGAGCAAGCUGAAGCGAGACGAGCGCGCGAAUCUGAAGCCCGUCGUAUACGGCGCGCAAAUGAAAGCGAAGAGAAAAAAGAAGCAAGACGGAGGCGUGAUAAUGACGCACGUCGUUUGAGUCGAAAACUCAUAACUAAUAGCGAAGCCCGACCUUUUGUAUCCAUAUUAAAGACUUUACUAGUUUAUAAAUUAGUUGACUAGAAGAUAAAGCUAGCCGUGUAAAACACGUUUUGAUGUUUUGCUACAAGGUUAUUUGAAACGAGGAUGGUUACUGGUAAAAAAUGUCGUAGUACUACAUGUACAUAAUUGUGUGACGUGGACACUAUCGAAUAGAAGCUAAGAACGGGCUCAAUUCUGGGUAUCUCUAAACUCCGGUUUCAACAUCCGUUUUUAUCCGGUUUUACCGAUAUAAGCGAGGCUCUGUCAGAAGUGACCAUCCAUUACCGAACUUCUUGUGGAACAAGAUGUUCUGUUGCAUUUCGACGGCGAAAGGCAGGACCUCGUAACUGAAAACUUUUCAUAAAAUGAGUUACUUCGGUUUUCGCUUUAAAAUAAAUGUAGCGGCACCUAUUAACCAGCGGUUAAAGCUGGGAAAAUCUCCGGACGGACUUAAAUUACAGAAAACGCUACUGCUCAACAUAAGACGAUACGCCCUAAAUGAAAAAUGAUUCGGUUUUUUUGGUCUCCUGUAAAUUCGUCAUCUUGCCACUUACGAGUUCCUGCCUUUCCGCCGUCAAUUUGUAAAUUCUUCAAUGUGCCUUGUCUGUUGCGGACGUUGGCUAUCAUCGUAGCAAUUUUAAUUUUGUUUGAUGCGUUUCUGAAUAACUCGAUCGAUGUUAAUCCAAACCAUUGACGUAAGUUUUGAAGCCAUGAGUGUCUUCUUCUUCCAGGUCCACGUUUGCUCUCUAUUUUUCCCUGUAUUAUCAAUUGUUGUAUACGAUAUUUGUCAUUUCUCAUAAUAUGACCGAGGUAUUCAAGUUUCCGUUCCUUAAUUGCGAAACAAGUUUCUUUGUUGAAAAACAUUCGUGAAUGGACUCAGAUAUCAAAUGCAGGACUAUUAUUCCAUAUUGCAAAAGAUCGAGAAACCUUCGCAAUGUUGAUCGCCAACGUAGGAUAAUAAUUCUGAUAUGACACGUGAAAAAGAUUUCUUUUUGUUUUUCAUUCGGCGCAAUUUACAGAUAACUCGUAGAAAAGAAAACAAGAAAGAAAAGCCGCUAGACUAGAAGCGACCAAACAACGUCGUUCAAGGGCGUCAUUUGAUAGGGCCAUCCUCCUGACCCUGAAAAUGACUGAAAUUUACAAAAAAUACAUCAAUUUUCAUCAUUACAACAUAUGUAUAAUGUAAUGUAUUGUAUAUAUUAUAAUGCUUGCCCCCCCCCCCCAAUCAAAAUUUCAAAUGACGCCCCUGACGUCGGGCGAACUAACCUGAUGAGGAUCGAGCAAAGAUUGCAGCAAAUAAACGUGAACGUCGAGCAAACAUCAAGCAAAAUGAAGUAGAAGAUCGUGCAAUGCGUCAACGAGAAGUAGAGUACCGCCUAAAGCUACUACAGAACAACUAUUGGCAAGACGUAUACGGGAUGCUGAAGCCCGGCGUCUUCGGCGUGCAAAUGAAACUGAGGAGCAAGCUGAAGCGAGACGAGCGCGCGAAUCUGAAGCCCGUCGUAUACGGCGCGCAAAUGAAAGCGAAGAGAAAAAAGAAGCAAGACGGAGGCGUGAUAAUGAAGCACGUCGUUUGAGUCGAAAACUCAUAACUAAUAGCGAAGCCCGACCUUUUGUAUCCAUAUUAAAGACUUUACUAGUCUAUAAAUUAGUUGACUAGAAGAUAAAGCUAGUCGUGUAAAACACGUUUUGAUGUUUUCUUACAAGGUUAUUUGAAACGAGGAUGGUUACUGGUGAAAAACGUCGUAGCACUACAUGUACAUAAUUGUGUGACGUGAACACUAUCGAGUAGAAGCUAAGAACGGGUUCAAUUCUGGGUAUCGCUAAACUCCGGUUUCAACAUCCGUUUUUAUCCGGUUUUACCGAUAUAAGUGAGGCUCUGUCAGAAGUGACCAUCCACUACCGAACUUCUUGUGGAACAAGAUGUUCUGUUGCAUUUCGACGGCGGAAAGGCAGGACCUCGUAACUGAAAAAUUUUCAUAAAAUGAGUUUCUUCGGUUUUCGCUUUAAAAUAAAUGUAGCGGCACCUAUUAACCAGCGGUUAAAGCUGGGAAAAUCUCCGGACGGCUUUAAGAUUACAGUUAAUUACAGUUACAGAUUAAGAUUACCGUUUAAAUUACAGAAAACGGUACUACUCAACAUAAGAAGAUACGGUUUUUUUGGUCUCCUGUAACAUCAUCAUCUUGCCACUUAUGAGUUCCUGCCUUUCCGCCGUCGACUUGUAAAGUGCAAUUCUUCAAUGUGUCUUGUCCGUUACGGACGUUGGCUAUCAUCAUAGCAAUUUUAAUUUUGUUUGCGGCGUUUCUGAAUAACUCGAUCGAUGUUAGUCCAAACCAUUGGCGUAAGUUUUGAAGCCAUGAGUAUCUUCUUCUUCCGGGUCCGCGUUUGCUCUCUAUUUUUCCCUGUAUUAUCAAUUGUAGUGUUCCGAUUGUGGGUAUUAACGGAAUCAAUUAAAAAUAAGUGUAAACAACGGAGAGUAAUAUUUAUUUUAUUUUUCGUUAAAAAGCUUGCUUAUUCUUCUCGUAAGAGGGUUGUUUAUUGUUUGAGGGCAGCGAAGGGGCGUCUGAACUGCCUGCCUGCCGUGACGAUACUGAAGAGACCACAACACGGUCAUCAUGUUUGGGGUUUUACAAUAUGGCUAGAAAAGGCAAUAAAUUACUACAUCUGGCGUUUUAAAAGCUCAGAACCUUUCUGUAGUUUUAAGAAACGUCUUCGAAUGCAUUUCCAAAGUGCGUUAUUGACAUAAGGUCUGAUAAGGUAAUUAAUUUAUGGGGAAUUCAGUUUGUUAAACUGAACACACCAAAAACAUAUGGUUAGGGAUACAUUUCGUUUCGUAAAACUUCUUAGCAUCCGGUUUGUAUAUUAAAUGUUAAUUUUAUAUGACCGUUUUGAGAAAAGUUAUUAAAAAAUAAAACUAAAAAUAGUAAUUAAAGCGUGUCGCCACACACCCCCAUUCGAGAGAAUAAGACGAUCGAUAAUACAUAUUAUAUACAUAUCACGAAAAUUUAAAAUAACAGAAAACACAACGCAAUGUUUAUACGAGGAAAAAAAUCAGUGAUUUCACUGAAAUUCACAAAAUAUAUUCAAGGAAUCACAUUACAUGUCAGAUUUUAUAUGUAGGUUAUGUAGAUUUUUGUAAUGAGGAUUAAUUAAGCACCUCGUUGAUAAAAUUGAAUAUGUAUUUUGGUAGUAGAGUACUAAAUAAAGAUACUUAAUAAAAAGACAA
Messenger RNA from Diabrotica virgifera virgifera (western corn rootworm), 4309 nucleotides. RefSeq names its product S-antigen protein. The record is from RefSeq and is a predicted model, not a curated record. The transcript is spliced from 4 exons. NCBI's taxonomy places the organism in Eukaryota, Metazoa, Arthropoda, Insecta, Coleoptera, Chrysomelidae. The coding region runs from base 223 to 1125 and encodes 300 amino acids.